CAAUCAAAAUUCAACAAAUCAGUAGAAAAUUUUUAAUAUUCCAGAAAAAACUACGCUUCAAAGCAAAAGAAGUCUCAUCUUUCUGACCAACGCAAUAAAAUAAUAGCAAAGAAAAAACACAAGUGAAAAUAGCCCCCUUUUUUUUCAUAAUUUGAUUUUAAAGAUUAUCCCGGGGAAAUGAAAAGAAACAAGCAAACAACAAAGUUCCAUUGGAUAAAACUAUACAAACCAUAGUCGUCAAAGAACACAAGUUACAAAAACCUUGUAUCAUUUGGAUGUGCAUAUAAAAAUAAUAUAAUGUUAAAAUUUAUUUAACAUUGUAUUCUCUUGAUUUGUUUUAAAUUGAAAAAAAGAAAUAAAGAAUAAAAAAAGAAACAACAAUGUCCACUCCAGUUUUUAUGACCGUACCAAAGUACGUUGCUAUUUCACCAAGUCCUUUGACCAGGAUCAACACCCAAUCUCCAGCCAUGUCCAUUGGAAUGCAGUCGUCGGUGUGCUCUGAGUCAUCAUCGGAUGAUUCUUCUGCAUUCCGUGGCAAGAAAAGACGAUUGGAUCAUCUAUCUUGGGAGGAAAAACUACAAAGGAAAAAACUAAAGAAUCAUGUAGCAGCUCAGACAUCCCGUGACCGUAAGAAAGCUCGCAUGGAAGAAAUGGAACAGACUGUCAACGAACUUACAGAUCAGACAGAAAUGUUGAAAAACAAAUGCGAUAGCCUCCAAGCUAUCAAUGAAACACUUUUGGCCAAAAACCAGAAACUAGACAAGGAAGUUGAAUACUUGAAAGUACAACUUAAACAACUACAAAGCGCACAACAACAGCAAGCAUCUUCUCAAUCUAUCCCUAUUUUACCCUCUGCCGCAGGGAAUGAAGGAAUCUCAAUCAGUGACACAAGACAACCAACACAAACAGCGCCCACGACGAUCCCCAGUAGCCUUCAACGAGAAAUCAGUUGCAGCUCUGUGGAAAAUUGUGGCUCUUUGCCUUCUCUACAAGACAUGUUCGAAGAUUUCGACUCCACUAAAUUGGAAGAGCUUGCCGAAAGCCUACUCGCAGAUAUCACUGCAGACAUGGAAGGAAGCCAUCCACAAGGCCACACAGAUGCUACCCAAGAUGCAGGCAUCGCAGAGCGAUUGUCUGGAUCAGUGGUGGGGACCACAUCAGAAAUCAUGGAAUCCGGCGAAUAUACCAACAGCAGCAGCUGCAGCGACAGUGGUAUCUGCUUGAAUAAUACCGACCAAAUAGAAUCGUCAUCACUUAUAAACACAACACAACAACAAGAGCAACCACCAGUUGACACUGGUGAAACUAUAUACGGGACCUACGAUGAAAAAACGAACUCCAUCACCAUUGUCGUUGGUGAUGCUGAUGAUGCAGUCGCAAUGAAUGAAGCUUGCGAAGAAGUCUAUUGCGAGGGAGAGGAACCACCUAAGAAUGAAGAAACCAUAGAAUGUGGCAUGACUUCGGAUGAUAUUGAAGAGGAUGAUGAUGAUUUCGAUACUGGAUUCUUAUCAUUGACUUCAUUGGAUUCAAGGAAAAAUUGUCUAAAGAGUCCGCUAUCGAUACAUUCAUACUCAGAUCCGGGAUAUGAGUCUAUUGGAUCACCACAGAGUGAUAUUGGAUCAACGAUAUCAACGUUUGAUGAAAUGGCUUGGACAAGCAGCAUAAAUGAGCUGUUUCCAUCGUUGCUUUAAAGCAUCAAGUCAAAUAUGGUAGAAAUGAAAAUGGAUAUUAAAUUUAAUUUAUAUAUUUUGUUUGUACCCGUUUUUUGUACACAAAAAUUUAAACUUUCCCCGUACAUGACGCUUUAAAAAUUAAGAAACUAAUUUAUAUUUUAUAAAAAAUACUGUUAUAAUUGUAAGGUCCUUGUAAAUAGUAGAUGCUAAGAAUUGAUUUUUUUAAGAAUCUAAAUACUAAGUUGAAGUAAUUCUAAGUUGUUGUGUUUUAAGUGAUAAUUGAUAAUAUAUAAAAAAAAAUAAAAGAAUAUUUUAGACAAAACAUA
This is a messenger RNA of Episyrphus balteatus (marmalade hoverfly), 1999 nucleotides long. RefSeq lists its product as uncharacterized. Gene Ontology annotation, molecular function: DNA-binding transcription factor activity, RNA polymerase II-specific; RNA polymerase II transcription regulatory region sequence-specific DNA binding. The record is from RefSeq and is a predicted model, not a curated record. Bases 381 to 1691 code for a protein of 436 amino acids. NCBI's taxonomy places the organism in Eukaryota, Metazoa, Arthropoda, Insecta, Diptera, Syrphidae. Gene Ontology annotation, cellular component: nucleus. The transcript is spliced from 3 exons.